This is a messenger RNA of Hibiscus syriacus, 760 nucleotides long. RefSeq lists its product as uncharacterized. The coding region runs from base 237 to 728 and encodes 163 amino acids. The transcript has 3 exons. NCBI's taxonomy places the organism in Eukaryota, Viridiplantae, Streptophyta, Magnoliopsida, Malvales, Malvaceae. The record is from RefSeq and is a predicted model, not a curated record.
AAAGGAAUCCUGGAGACAAGAAAGAAAUCUAAAAGCAGAUAAAAAAAAGCAAACACUAAAGUAGAGAGCACUGUAUUCACAAAAGAAGCUUUUUUUUAGGUUUCUUAUAGCAUUACCAGCUAAUCCCAUUUCACAGUACCUGCUUUAUAACUUUACUACUCCUUUAUAUAUAUUUCCACAACCCUUUCUCCCCAUCUUCGAAUGCUCCCUAAAGAAACAAAGAAAAAGAAAUAAAAAUGGUUAAAAUGGGAGGUGUUGUUGUUUGUCUUUUGAUUGUGGGCAUGGAUGUUGGAGCAGGGAUCCUUGGCAUCCAAGCUGAAGUUGCACAAAACAAGGUUAAGCACUUAAGGCUGUGGAUAUUCGAGUGCAAAGACCCGAGCCGUGAUGCAUUCAAGCUAGCGUUGGGUGCAGCGGCGUUGCUGACUCUAGCCCAUGUGCUUGCCAACCUGCUCGGUGGGUGCAUGUGUGUUUGUUCUCAGGAAGAGUUCCACAGAUCAUCCGCUAAUACGCAACUCUCGGUCGCAUGUUUCUUCUUCACUUGGAUCAUAUUGAUGGUGGGAUUGGGGACGCUGGUGAUAGGGAUACUACAAAACGACAAGUCCAAGGCGUCGUGUGGGCUGACGCACCACCAUUUCCUGUCCAUCGGAGGGAUAUUGUGUUUUGUUCAUGGGCUGUUUUCGGUUGCUUAUUACGUUUCUGCUACUGCAGCUAGUGAUGAAGGAAAGUAAAAAUGGAAUGUCAUAUUGGGUCAACAGUCACU